GGGGUCCGGCCUUUCCGCGCCUCGGCGUCCGCGGGCUCGGCGGCGCCCAGCGGCCGGGGGCGCGCGGCUGGCAGCGGCGGGGCGGGCGCGAGGCGCGGCCCGCGCGGGCGGCGCCGGCCCGCAGCGAAUCGGGCCCUGCGGGGAGGCCUCACCGGAGAGGAUCAGCGGCGGCCGCGGCCGGGGGCUGGAUCCGGCGCCGUGCGAGGGGCCCGGGUGGACGCCGGGGCCGAGCCAAGGCCGCGAGGUGCGGCCUCUGGUGACCUCCGGGUCCGGCCCAGGCUCUUCCCAGCCGCGCUGCAGCCCAGGGUGGGGUGCUCCGAGUGUGUAGGCCCGCAGGGCGAGGGCAGCCACUGGAGCUCCGAAGCUUCAAGGUUUGUCUUCGGCCGCUGACCCCGUCACUGCAGCUGGUCAUGCCCACGGCGCUGUGCCCCCGAGUCUUGGCUCCGAAGGAGAGCGAAGAGCCCCGGAAGAUGAAGAGCCCCCCAGGGGAAGACCCCGGCCCUCGCGCCGAGCCGCCCAGCCCGGAGUCCUCCCGCCGCCUCUUCCGCCGCUUCCGCUACCAAGAGGCGGCGGGGCCGCGUGAGGCGCUGCGCCGCCUGUGCGAGCUGUGCCGGGGCUGGCUGCGGCUGGAGCGGCGCAGCAAAGAGCAGAUCCUGGAGCUGCUGGUGCUCGAGCAGUUCCUGGCCAUCCUGCCCCGAGAGGUGCAGAGCUGGGUGCGGGCGCAGGAGCCAGAGAGCGGCGAACAGGCAGUGGCCGCGGUGGAGGCGCUGGAGCGCGAGCCGGGCCGGCCCUGGCAGUGGCUCAAGCACUGUGAGGACCCCGUGGUGAUUGAGGAUGGGGAGCAGGAGCAGGAGCAGCUGCAGGCGGAACCGCACAGGGACCUUGCUGGGGGCCCAGACACCGAGCCCGUGGCCCUGGCUCAGAGCCCGGGGCUCCCAAGCAGACCUCCAGGCCAGCUCAGUGGGGACGCAGUUCUGCAGGACAUGCCAGUUUUUCAGGAAGAGAGUAUGCGGGGUGCCCCCCAGGUGACCGCCCUUCAGCUGCCUCCGAGCCGGGCUUCUCCCUUCAAGGACAUGAUCCUGUGCUUCUCUGAAGAGGACUGGUCCCUCUUGGACCCCGGCCAGACUGGCUUCUAUGGAGAGUUCAUCAUUGGGGAGGACUGCGGAGUCUCCGUGACCCCAACAGAUGACCCAGCCGCCCUGCCAGGCCCCUUCCAGGGAGAGGAGAGUGAGCUGCUGCCAGAGGUGCUGGAGCUGCAGGGGAAGGAAGCACCCCAGGCCUCCCCGACUGACCUCCCAGCCCUCCAGCUGUUCGAGGUGGAAGAAAGAAGGAAACAGGAUGAGCUGCAGGUGCUGGAGUCCCAGGCCUUCCAGCAAAUGGCGCUCCCUCCAAGCACCCACCCAGCUGGAGGCGGCCCACAGGUCCUGGAGAACAGCCUGGAGGAGGAGGAGGAGGUGACCAUCGAGAUCGUGUUGUCCAGCUCUGGGGACGAGGACUCCCAGCACAGCCCCCAUGGGCCGCAGCCCUGCCAGGGCAGUGAGGAGAUGGCAGGCGAGGUGCCCGCCUCCAGGAAAGCCUACGUGUGCCCCGCGUGUGGGAAGGCCUUCCGCUGGAGGGUCAACUUUGUACGGCACCUGCGUAGCCGCCGGGACCGGGAGAAGCCACGCGUGUGCCCUGUGUGUGGGAAGCUGUUCAGCGAAGGCGAGGACCUGGACGGCCACCUGGAGGCCCACGAGGCCCAGAAGCCCUACAGGUGCGGCUCCUGCGGGAGGAGCUUCCGCCUCAACUCCCACCUGCUCUCCCACCGGCGGAUCCACCGGCAGCCCAGCAGACUGGAGCUGGAGAAGCAGAGCGAGGAGGGACUGGGCUUCCAGCGCCGGGAGCCCCUGGCCCGGCACCGCGGCCACACACACCAAAAGGACGCCAUGCGGCCCUUCCAGUGCCGCUACUGCGUCAAGAGCUUUGGGCAGAACUCGGACCUCCUCCGCCACGAGCGCGUGCACAUGAAGAGGCGCUCCAAGCAGGCCCUAAACUCCUACUGAGGGCUACGGCUCAGCCCCAUGCUCCUGCUGCCCCCUGCGCCCGGGCCGUGUCUAGCCCCACCUGCUGCCACAGUAGCCCCACCAGUGCUUGUUCCAUCUCAGAGGCCCCUGCACACGGUCGCCCCAGCUGGCAGAGGGCUGGUCUCCAUCCUGGGACCACUGGGUCACCAACCAGUCCUCAGCACUAACAUUCCCAUCUUGCCCUGAGCACGGACCCCAGAGUCCAGGCUGGCUGCUGUCCCUGCCCAACAGGUUGGGUGGGGAGUGGACCCGGUGCACAGCACAUCCUGUCUCCAAGGCAGCUGAAAGGCUGUUGGUGGGGGUGGGGUGGGGAGCCCUAUGGUGGGAGCUCCAGGGUGCUCAGGGCUGGGAACCCGCCAUGGUCCCUUUGGAUGUGUGCGGGGGAGUGGGGCUCCCCAGGAAGGCAAAGCUCUCCUUUUUAACUGUUGUGCACCUGCCCCAGAAUGCCCCUUUCUCUGCCCAGAUGCCCUUGGUAAACAUUUGAGUUGGAAGCUGA
Molecule: messenger RNA, 2559 nt
Organism: Oryctolagus cuniculus (rabbit)
Lineage: Eukaryota; Metazoa; Chordata; Mammalia; Lagomorpha; Leporidae
Source: RefSeq, a predicted model, not a curated record